Molecule: messenger RNA, 1241 nt
Organism: Manduca sexta (tobacco hornworm)
Lineage: Eukaryota; Metazoa; Arthropoda; Insecta; Lepidoptera; Sphingidae
Product: putative glutathione-specific gamma-glutamylcyclotransferase 2
Exons: 3
Coding region: 194-742 (182 amino acids)
Biological process (GO): glutathione catabolic process
Cellular component (GO): cytoplasm
Molecular function (GO): gamma-glutamylcyclotransferase activity; glutathione specific gamma-glutamylcyclotransferase activity
Source: RefSeq, a predicted model, not a curated record
GUUGAGGUGACUUGGUGAAAAUGGUUUGAGAUAUUUAGUUUUUGAUAAAAAUUGCAAUUUUAGACAGUAAAAUUAUGGUUUAUUUGUAAAGCCAUGUAUAUAGUGUUUGAAAAUGAAAAAUCAAUUAUAGUCCGCUUGUUAAUAUUAUUUAGUAAAAUUUUAUUUUAAAUUCUGAACCUAACCCGACUCCAAUAUGUGGGUUUUCGGCUACGGUUCUUUAGUGUGGAAAGCGGAUUUUAAAUAUGAAUUGAAGUUAGUGGGCUACAUAAAAGGUUAUCUUCGUAGAUUUUAUCAACACAGCAUUGACCACAGAGGAUUGCCUCACAAGCCUGGACGAGUAGUAACAUUAAUACCUAGUGAAGAUUCCAGCACAGUAUGGGGUGUAGCUUAUAAAAUAAGGACUGAAGAUAUAGAACAAGUAACAAAACAUCUAGACUUCCGAGAGAAGAAUGGAUAUUCAAAACAAACUGUAACAUUCUACCCUAAAGAUACAAAGCAUGAGCCCUUUGACUUGACACUCUAUGUGGCUACAGAGGAAAAUGAUUCUUAUGCUGGUCCAGCCACAAUAGAAGACAUAGCAAUGCAAGUGAUCAGCUGUACUGGCCCCAGUGGUUCUAACAAGGAGUAUGUUUACAAACUAGCAGAGGCUAUGCGGCAGUUAGUACCUAAUAUACAGGACGAACAUCUGUUUGCGCUGGAAUCGGCUGUUAAAGUUCUGGAUCCUGAUUUGAAGAAGAGUUGAAGUGAGAAAUAGAUUGCUAAUAUAUGAACGAGAUUUCUGUAUGGUGAUCUGCUUAUUGCAUUAUGCUGCAUAAUUUAAUAAGCAUAAUGGUGCUUGCUUUACUAUUAGUUACUAUCUGCUGUUAGUCUUCCUUCUGAUAUAUUCCUUUAUAGAAUUUGUCUAUAAUAUAUAUAAAAAUGUUUUACUAAACUCACAAAAUGAUUGUGUAUUGCAUUAAUUUACCUUUGCAAAGAUGUCAUCUAAGUAAAUCAUAUAAUUUAAUAGGUUUGCCAAUAUUGUAGACAUAUUCUGUUGAAAUUGUACUUAAAAUCAUUCCAAUGCAUUGUAAUUGGCUUCGUCCUAUUUCUUAUCUGUAUAUGUAUUCCGUAAGCCUAGUAAUUAUCCUACCUUAUGAUAUGUACUUAAUAAUUUGGUCUUAAAUGGACAUUACUCCCAAAAAUGAUUCUAGAAAUUGUCAAUUAUGAUAGAAUCUUGAUAGCUUAUAAAACGAAAUUGAAAA